GCCUGAUAUCUGUCUUCUGCUUAUUCACAACCGAGGAAAGACAUCUUUAAAGACGACGUUCUUCUUCAAUAGAGACGAGAGGAGCAGCUAUGAGUUUCACUGCAGCAGCGAGUGGAUUAGCUGUCUUCCUUCUCUCUGUGUCAGUGAUACAGGGUCAGGAUGAUGGCUGGGGAGUGACUUACACUUCUACUGAGAUCUGUGCCUUAAAAGGAUCAACAGUGAACAUACGCUGCAGCUACACAUACCCAUCCAGAAUAAAUGACUAUGAUACUAGAGUUCAGAAAACAUUCUGGUUUACUAAAGAUUAUGUGGAUCUGAAAACGGACCGGGCGUAUUCACGUCGUGUGCAGCAUCGCUGUGAAAACAACGACUGCUCUCUGAGAAUCACAGACCUGAGAGAGAGCGACUCAGCUGAGUACAAGUUCAGGUUCAUAACAAACCAACCAGGUGGGAGUUAUUUUGGUUCACCUGGAGUCUCUCUGUCUGUCACAGAUCUCCAGGUGAAGGUGAGCAGAUCAGAUAUUCACGAAUCUAAUAGCAGGACAGAGCUGAAGUGUCAGAGCAGCUGUCGUCAUCCUGUCAACUAUGUCUGGUACAAGAAUGGACAGAAAAUUAGGGGACAAACGUCUGCUUCUUAUUCAGGCUACCAUAAUCUUGCAGACAUCUUUUCUUGUGCUGUAAGAGGAUCUGAGGCCUUCCCCUCUCCUUCAGUGUAUGCUCCAAAGCGUCCCUCAGUGUCGGUGAGUCCCUCUGGUGAGAUAGUGGAGGGCGGUUCAGUGACUCUGACCUGUAGCAGUGAUGCUAAUCCAGCAGCUAGAUACACCUGGUACAAGGAUGGAAAUCAAGACCUUCAUCUUGUCAGUAAAGAACCACAGCUUGUCUUCAGCCCCAUCCAGUCCUCUGACUCUGGACGGUAUUACUGCUUAGCUGAGAACAAGCUGAGGUACACAUGGUCAGCAUACAUCUCUAUUACAGUGAAAUAUCCUCCAAAGCGUCCCUCAGUGUCAGUGAGUCCCUCUGGUGAGAUAGUGGAGGGCAGUUCAGUGACUCUGACCUGUAGCAGUGAUGCUAACCCAGUAGCUAAAUACACCUGGUGCAAGGAGGAUGGAUAUCAAGGUCUUCGUCUUGUCAGUAAAGAACCACAGCUCGUCUUCAGCUCCAUCCGGUCCUCUGACUCUGGACAGUAUUACUGUACAGCUGAGAACAGGCUGAGGAAGAGGACAAAAUCUAAAUACAUCUUUAUUGAUGUGAAAUAUGCUCCAAAGCGUCCCUCAGUGUCAGUGAGUCCCUCUGGUGAGAUAGUGGAGGGCAGUUCAGUGAAUCUGACCUGUAGCAGUGAUGCUAACCCAGCAGCUAGAUACACCUGGUACAAGGAGAAUGAAGACUCACCAGAAGCAUCAGGACAGAUCUUCACCAUCACUGACUUCAGAGCUGAACACAGUGGGGAUUAUUACUGUGAAGCCCAGAACAACAGAGGACGUCAUAACUCCACCUUACAUCUGAUUAUUGUAGCAGAUCACUAUUCAUCAGGAGCAUUAGCAGCUGCUGGAACAAUCCCUGUUGUUCUCCUGGCUGUCAUAUCCCUCUCUGUCUUCCUGUGGAUCAGAAAAAAGAGGGCUGAUCAGGGACAGCUGGAGGAGCAGGGUGACCUUCAGUAUGCCAGCGUCCAGUUCUCCAACGAGCAGACAGAUCCUCUCUACUCCAACAUCAGACCAGCUCAGCACCUCAGACUCACGGAGCGACAGGAAGUCGUUGAGUACGCUGCUGUCAGGUUCAACGGUGCCAGUACUGCCCUGAGAACCAGAGGUCAGGACACUGGAGAGGAUCCAGCUGCAUUGUACAGCACCGUCAACAAACUCUGAUGAUCACAGGAGGCGUUGCAUUUGAUAAAGCGUUGGUAUGAAAGUAAUUUCACUGUAAAGACACCGACUCCCUGUUAACUUUAAAUCAGAGUGCAUGAUGGGAUCACAGAGAGGCAGAGCUCAAAGUUUAAACUGUGACCUGGAAAAGCUGGAAGAUUUCUAUAUGAUAACAGAUUAUUUAGCUGCUUUGCUGUCGGAGGGGAACAUGUGUUUGCUGAUCUAGUUGUAGUUCCCAACUGUUUUACUGAUUACAAUGUGCAUUUCUGUAUAUUAUAUCUCCACCACGCUCUUCUUCUUCCCUUUUUUUUUUACCAGUCCCAUCACAACUGGUUCAGAUACCAAUCAUCAGAACUCUUGCUCAUUACAGUCAUUACAUUACUGUCUUUUUAUACAUAUAAUCACACAACUAACAUGUUUUUGUUCUGUAUUUGUUUGUACUUUCACCACCAUGUA
Messenger RNA from Sebastes umbrosus (honeycomb rockfish), 2315 nucleotides. Its product is annotated as B-cell receptor CD22-like. Bases 90 to 1862 code for a protein of 590 amino acids. Lineage: Eukaryota; Metazoa; Chordata; Actinopteri; Perciformes; Sebastidae. The record is from RefSeq and is a predicted model, not a curated record. The transcript has 10 exons.